This is a messenger RNA of Vicugna pacos (alpaca), 1320 nucleotides long. RefSeq names its product kallikrein related peptidase 4 (gene KLK4). Gene Ontology annotation, molecular function: serine-type endopeptidase activity. Gene Ontology annotation, biological process: amelogenesis; extracellular matrix disassembly; proteolysis. NCBI's taxonomy places the organism in Eukaryota, Metazoa, Chordata, Mammalia, Artiodactyla, Camelidae. The record is from RefSeq and is a predicted model, not a curated record. Gene Ontology annotation, cellular component: secretory granule.
GUCCCCACUCACUGUCCUCUAAGAGCCCGGCAGUCUUUGUGAGCCACUCUCCCUGUGGCUCCACAUCACUGUGAUUCUCAGCCACCGGACGUUGUGUCUGCAGGUCUCUUCUACAAAUGGUGUCUCUUCAAUUCCUCCUCUGUCUCCCCUUGUCUCUCUCUUUCUCUCAGUCACUCUCUCCAUGAGUCUGACUCUCAGUCUGUCUCUCAUUCUCUCUCAGCUGCUCCAUCCUCCCUCCAUCCUUAAGGGUCUGGUCUCCACCCUCCUACCUCCCCCAGUUUACAGAUGGAGAGACACCGUCUCCAUCCCUUCCUCUCCACCUAGCUCUCUCUCUCUUUCCACUUCUCUCUCCCUCUCAAUCUGUCUAGAUUCUGAGUCUCUUGGUCUCAGACCCUACAUUGUGUGUGCAUCAGAGGGAGGUGGUUAUCAGUCCUUGUCUGCCCAAUAAUAUCCCAAGGGGACAGGAAGAGAGAGAGAAAGAGAGAGAUGGAGAGACCUGGGCCCCAGGGCCCCUCAGACUCACCUGAGAUCGACCUUCAUGCCAGGUGCUGAAUGAUGACCACAGCAGGAAACCCCUGGGGCUGGUUCCUGGGGCACCUUAUCCUCGGGGUCACAGGAUCCCCGGCCUCGGGCGGCAGCAACCGCAUCAUAAACGGCGAGGACUGCCACGCGCACUCGCAGCCCUGGCAGGCGGCGCUGUUCUUGGAAGACGAACUUCUCUGCGGGGGCGUCCUGGUGCAUCCGCAGUGGGUGCUGUCAGCCGCACACUGUUUCCGGGAUUCCUACACCAUUGGGCUGGGUCUACACAGUCUCGAGGCCGACCAAGAACCAGGCAGCCAGAUGGUAGAGGCCAAACACUCCAUACAGCACCCAGAGUACAACAAACCGUUUUUCGCCAACGACCUCAUGCUCAUCGAGCUGAAAGAAUCCGUGUCCUGGUCUGACACCAUCCAAAACAUCAGCAUCGCCUCCCAGUGCCCGACCCCUGGGGAUUCUUGCCUGGUUUCUGGCUGGGGGAAGCUGAUGAAUGGCAGACGGCCCAAAGUGCUCCAGUGCGUGAACAUCUCUGUGGUGUCCGAGGAGAUCUGCAAAGCAGUCUAUGCCUCGGUGUACCACCCCAGUAUGCUCUGUGCUGGUGGAGGCCAGGACCAAAAGGAUUCCUGCCACGGUGACUCUGGGGGUCCCCUGGUCUGCAAUGGGUACCUGCAGGGCCUCGUGUCCUUUGGACAAGCCCCGUGUGGCCAACCCUCCGUGCCCGGCGUCUACACCAACCUCUGCAACUUCACGGACUGGAUACAGAAAACCAUCCAGGCCAGUUAA